AUGGAGGAGGAUUCGCGUGAGAAGGCGUUCCGUUUCGUCGCCUACUCGGCCGUCACCUUCUCGCUCAUCGCCCUCGUCAGUGUGUUCGUCACGCUGCCGCUCGUCAACAACUACAUCCAUUCGGUGCAUUUGCGUGUGCACGACGAGAUGCAAUUCUGCAAGUUGUCGGCGCGCGACGUGAUGCUCGAGAUGCACAAUUUCCGCGCGACGCCCAACAAGAACCUUCCGUUCUUCCUGCGGCGCUCGUCGAACGAGACGACGCGUCUGAAGCGUCAGGCGGCCGCGUGCCAGGGCUGUUGUCUUCCGGGACUGCCGGGACCCGACGGACCGCCCGGAAAGAACGGAGCGCCAGGAAGACCCGGCGCACCGGGAGCUCCUGGAUUCCCGGGACGUCCGCCAGCGGUGUGCGAGGAGAUCACCGAGCCGCCAUGCACCCCGUGCCCUCCGGGAGAGCCGGGACCACCGGGACCGCCAGGCGACGCCGGAAACCCAGGACAAUCGGGACAUCCGGGCCGGAACGGAAACGACGGAGGCGCCGGACCACAGGGACCGCCAGGAACGCCCGGAAACAACGGAGAGGGCGGUAGAGACGGACCACGCGGAGAGCAAGGAAGACCCGCCAUCUCGACGCCCGCACUUCCCGGAGAUCCAGGCGCGCCCGGAGAGACUGGACCGCCAGGACUGCCAGGAGAGCAGGGACAAGCCGGUAAGUCUCCGACCCUAGUUCUUUACCUAAUUUGACCCGAUUUCCAGGAAGACCGGGAUCUGACGGAGCUCCAGGACCUCAGGGACCACCAGGACCGCCCGGACAACAAGGACAUCCGGGACAAGCGGGUCCGGCAGGACCACCCGGACAACCGGGACCACAAGGAGAACGCGGAAUCUGUCCAAAGUACUGCGCGCUCGACGGAGGCGUCUUUUUCGAGGACGGAACUCGCCGCUGA
Molecule: messenger RNA, 944 nt
Organism: Caenorhabditis sp. 36 PRJEB53466
Lineage: Eukaryota; Metazoa; Nematoda; Chromadorea; Rhabditida; Rhabditidae
Source: the annotation of a GenBank genome assembly